AUACUUUCACGAUCAUCAAAUCUCAAUCUCUUCAAGUGAGGAUCCUUUUUUUUUUGGAAACUUUCUCACGAAGAUUUCUCUCGUGAUUUCUCGGAUUCGCGAUCAAGGAACAACAAUUCUCUUUGCAAGCAUUUGAUCGACAUGUCAAGUGGACCAGUGGGAAGGGUAUUACGUCAAGAUAUACAGUUGGUUCAAAACCUUAUAGAACGAUGCCUCCAACUGUACAUGAACCAGACAGAAGUUGUGGGCGCUCUACUGGAGCAGGCUAAGAUAGAACCUGGUUUUACAGAGCUAGUUUGGCAGAAGCUUGAAGAAGAGAAUCGGGAAUUUUUCAAGGCUUAUUAUCUUAGGCUCAUGGUGAAGCACCAGAUAAUGGAAUUUAACAAGUUUCUUGAGGAACAAGUGGAACUCAUGCGUCAGCUUCAUCCAACUGGAGUUGCUUCUGUCCAAACUACAAAUGGUUCUCAUAUUCAAUCAGUGAAUCAGAAGCAAGUAUGCUAUGCUCCAGAUCACGCUGAUCAAUCCUUGAAGUCAGAAAAUGCACAACAUCCAAGGGCAUCCUGUCUAUCCAACACAUUUCUCAACGAAGGAGGCUCAUCGAUGAAUACAAAUGUGCCACCUUCACCUUCUGUGGAAAUGUCAAACCAUGCUAGGAGAAGUGAUGCUCCUCCAAACAUGCUCUCCUCGCAUGUAAUGAACAUGCCACUUAUGCAAGGAAUGAAUGGAGGAAUGAUCAAACCCGAGGCUGGUUUUUCGACAUGUGGUCAGUACAUGUAUGGUGGCGAUCGGAAUACUACCCUUGAAGCACAUUCCAGAGUGGGAGAUGCUUCCGUUGCACCUUUCAGCAACGAACCCAACACCCAAACCCUAAAUGAUCCUCUUCUUGAUUCAGACACUUCUACUUUCGGGUUUUUAGGCCAAAUUCCUCGGAACUUCAGCCUCUCUGAUCUGACAGCCGACUUUCCCCAGAGUUCAGACAUUCUGGAGAGCUAUGAUAGGUCAACCUUCCUUCCGGGAGAAUGCCAAGGGGACAACAAGAGAUUGGAGACAAUAUCUGAAGGCUUCAGUUACGAAAACCUCGGAAGUGACUGAGUUAAGGCAACAGGUAAGAGAUGCAUAUUGGCUCCAUUGUCAUGGAGCUUGGUCGUGUUUUUUUUUUAAAUAUUUUUUCUUUGUAGAAAGUCGUCGUCAUCAUCAUCAUCAUCAUCAUCUUCAACCUUCACACCGUGACUGUUGUUGCAGGUAUUUUUUUUCCUCGACUUAGGAAUGGCUUGUGUACAGAGAGGUUCUUAGAAUCAACAAGCAUAGCUUUUGGAAUCUUUCAGUUUUUUUUUGUUCAUUUCUUUUGUUAAAUAUAAUAUAAACUUAAUACCCUAUGCAAGGAGAUUCUGUGUUUUAUUCUUGCUCUAUUAGACUUGUUCUGGAUCCUUAGAUUUCAACGUUAUUUACUGUUUGGUAAGUUAUUGUAAAUUAAAAUUUCAUUUCUGA
Molecule: messenger RNA, 1488 nt
Organism: Tarenaya hassleriana
Lineage: Eukaryota; Viridiplantae; Streptophyta; Magnoliopsida; Brassicales; Cleomaceae
Exons: 7
Coding region: 142-1092 (316 amino acids)
Source: RefSeq, a predicted model, not a curated record